CGGACGGAGGUCACCGAGCGCCGGCGGCGCCGCGGCUCCGGCUCCGGCUCCGGCUCCAGCAUGUGGCGGCUGGUGGCGCGACGCGUGGCCCGCGGAGCGGCGGAGGCCCCCGGCCUGGCGCGGAGCUGCCGAGCGCUCGGUACCGCCGCGGGGCGGGUCGGGGCUGCGCCGCCCGAGCGCGGCCCGGCGUGGGGCGGCCCCGUGCGCCGGCCCCGCGGGCUCCUGCUGCCGCCGGGCUGGCCCCGGCUCGUCCCGCGCCGCUGCUGCAGCCUCCCGGCACACCAGAAGGUGGCUCUGCCAGCUCUGUCCCCCACGAUGCAGAUGGGCACCAUUGCACGCUGGGAAAAGAAGGAGGGUGACAAGAUCGGUGAAGGGGAGCUCAUAGCAGAGGUGGAGACAGACAAAGCAACAGUUGGCUUUGAGAGCUUGGAGGAGUGCUACUUGGCCAAGAUCCUGGUGCCAGAAGGAACAAGAGAUGUUCCUAUUGGGGCCAUAAUAUGUAUCACUGUAGAAAAGCCUGAACAUGUUGAUGCCUUUAAAAAUUAUACUCUGGAUUUGGCAGCUUCUGCCCCUCCUGCAGCCUCAGUGCCUCCCCCUCAAGCUGCAGCUCCCUCACCACCAACUCAGCCUUCUCCUAAGGCUCCUGGCAGCUCUUAUCCUCCUCACAUGCAGGUCACUCUCCCUGCCCUGUCACCUACCAUGACAAUGGGCACAGUGCAGAGAUGGGAGAAAAAGGUUGGGGAGAAACUGAGUGAAGGAGAUCUACUGGCAGAAAUUGAGACAGAUAAAGCUACAAUAGGCUUUGAAGUGCAGGAGGAAGGCUACUUGGCAAAAAUCUUGGUGCCUGAAGGAACAAGAGAUGUGCCAUUAGGAACAGCUCUCUGCAUCAUUGUGGAGAAAGAGUCUGAUAUUCCAGCCUUUGCUGACUACCAAGACACUGCAGUAACUGACAUGAAGGCACAAGCUCCUCCUCCUCCCCUAGUGGUGGCAACUCCUGCUGCUGCUCCUCCUCCUCCCCAGCCUGCUGUUCCUUCCGUACCAGCAGCCCCCACGGCUGGACCUCCUCCCCGGAAAGGAAGGAUCCUCGUUAGUCCCCUGGCAAAGAAAAUGGCAGCAGAAAAAGGAAUUGACCUUGCCCAAGUGAAAGGUACUGGACCAGAUGGUAGAAUCACAAAGAAAGAUGUGGAGUCAUUUGUGCCACCAAAGGUUGCUCCAGCUCCAGCACUAGACGCCGUUCCUGCAGCUGCUGCAGUUGCAGCAGCACCAGUGGGAACCUUCACAGAUAUCCCUGUCAGCAACAUCCGGAGGGUCAUUGCUCAGCGGCUGAUGCAGUCCAAACAAACGAUACCUCACUAUUACCUUUCUAUUGAUGUAAACAUGGGAGAAGUACUGGUGCUAAGGAAAGAGCUCAAUCAGGAGGUCUCGGAUAACGUUAAGCUUUCUGUCAACGACUUCAUAAUUAAAGCCUCUGCUCUGGCGUGUUUGAAGGUACCUGAAGCAAAUUCUUCAUGGAUGGACACAGUUAUUAGGCAAAAUCACGUAGUGGAUGUUAGCGUGGCAGUUAGUACUCCCGCAGGGCUUAUCACCCCUAUUGUGUUCAACGCACACAUAAAGGGCCUGGCCUCCAUUAGUAAGGAUGUGGUUUCUUUGGCAACUAAAGCCCGAGAAGGUAAACUUCAGCCUCACGAAUUUCAGGGUGGUACUUUCACAAUCUCCAAUUUGGGAAUGUAUGGAAUUAAGAAUUUCUCUGCCAUCAUCAAUCCACCUCAAGCCUGCAUCCUUGCAGUUGGUUCCUCAGAGAAAAGGCUGGUGCCAGCUGAUAAUGAGAAAGGAUUUGAUGUGGCCAGCGUGAUGUCCGUUACCCUUAGCUGUGACCAUCGUGUUGUAGAUGGAGCAGUUGGAGCACAGUGGCUCGCCGAGUUCAAGAGUUUCCUGGAGAAGCCAGUAACCAUGCUGCUAUAAUUCAGCCAUGCAAGCAAAAAUUUCCUGGGUCACACUAUUUUGUUUUAAACAAGCUAUUUAGACUUCAGUGUUCAGACUUAUCCAGAGUUCCUUUUUUAUUUUAAAUAUGUAUUAUAUUAUCUGGUAAUAUUAUUACCAGUUUGUACAGGAAAAGUUUGCAAAAGUGCUUUUCAGAGCAAUAUUACAGCUACACUGUAUUUUUAUACAGUUAGUUCUAACUUGCAAACUUACAAAAUGGAGUUAAGCAUCCCAGACUUAAAAAGGAUCCAGGCAGUAUGCACACUGCCAUCUGCUUCUACACUCUAGGGUGAACAGGGGGGUGCAUACCCAGCAAUUUUAUGACCUCAGUGUUCUCAGAGAUUGGAAUUAUAAACAUCUCUUCACAGGAGUUCAGAUGAGAUGGUAACUGAAGUACAGGUUAGUAGAAAGUGAAUUCCCUUACUACCCCGUUCUCCUGCAGGGGUGGGUGGGUAUGACAUGCACUAAGGGACUGAGGCGCCUGGGAAGGGGUUCUCAAGGGCCAAGUGCCAGCAUUCCAGAGCUCUGCGAAUUUCGCAUUGGUCUGGACCUUCUCAGCUAUGUGAUCCCUUUUGAGCACUUUAAGGUGAAAGAGCACUGAUAUGUGUGGGGUCACAGCUCUCAGAUACCACAGGGAAUGUGCUGUCUUCUCGUGGACUUUCACUUACGUGUGCUUUUGUAUGAAAACUCUUUAAUUGCUGUUCCUUUCGCUGAGUCACUGUCAGUCUUUGAUGCCAUGGAAGCAACUGUUUUGCAGGAUGUUCAAGCGAAUCUGUGUGUUGGAACACAACAUAGGCAAGUCCCACAGGCUAGCAGUCCCAUUGGUGGCUGUUAAUCAUGUGAUGCCUCAGAUGUUUGGAGUAUUUUUUUGAAGCAUUCCAACAUGAGAAGCUCUGAGUCAGGAACCAGUACUGUGGUUCUUUCCUGACUUGUCUAUGUUGUCCCAGCCUCAGUAAGCUGCAGAACGUGCUAUCCAUGUAUAUAUUGUAUGUAGGAUGCUUCACUAGUUGGUUGGACUUGUGUCCAGUUACCCUAGUCAUUGUAUCCUGAAAGAGGUGCAGUGCUCAACAUUCUUAACUUAGGCUUUCCCCAUGGACACGUUAAUGUAAGGAGGACAACUGUGUAGCAAGUGCAGUGACGAGGAGAAUCAAAUGGGGAGAAGUUUGAAACAAGAAAAGAACAAGUUAGGGUUGAUAUUCUGUAUAUUGCAUUAAGUACUGUCUCCUGUAAAGUUCUACAAAAUUGACUAAAGAUAUUGAAAGAAAAUACUGUGGAAAUUAAAUAUUUUUGUGGGAAUUAUUUAAUGUCUGGUUGCUGUGGUAUUUGGGUUUCCUGCCUGGCUUAUGCAAAAAGAAGUUAAGUUUUUGGUCUUUCUUUAAUCAUCUAAAAUACCUUGGUUCCAGACUUGUUCUAGUGAACCUGUUCUAUUAAAUGUUUGGAAUUGACAACUACUAAA
This is a messenger RNA of Colius striatus (speckled mousebird), 3436 nucleotides long. It is a transcript of the gene DLAT, whose product is annotated as dihydrolipoamide S-acetyltransferase. The transcript has 14 exons. NCBI's taxonomy places the organism in Eukaryota, Metazoa, Chordata, Aves, Coliiformes, Coliidae. Gene Ontology annotation, biological process: pyruvate decarboxylation to acetyl-CoA. Bases 61 to 1962 code for a protein of 633 amino acids. The record is from RefSeq and is a predicted model, not a curated record. Gene Ontology annotation, molecular function: dihydrolipoyllysine-residue acetyltransferase activity. Gene Ontology annotation, cellular component: pyruvate dehydrogenase complex.